AUGCCACAAGACACAACAACGGAAGCAUUGACACACUCCCGUAAUAGGAACAUUAUCAUACCGAUCACUGCUCUUCCCAAUGAAACUCUGUUGGAUAUCUUCUCCUUCAUCCACCCUCCCUCAUGUACGGAAUAUCACUAUUUCAUGAUACAAUUACCUUCGGUGUGCCGAGAUUGGUUCCAUCUAUUGAGAAGAACUGAAAGUGGGAAUUACUUUUAUCGGAUUGUGUUUGAUCGCUUGUUUUCAUGGAGAAGAUUGGCCUCGUUGUUUCUUGAUGAUCAAUCCUCUCCCGAACAUUCCAUCACGAAAAAUAGUCUUGAUCAAUUGAAUUGGUAUGAAGAGUUGAAAAAACAAGUGCUUGUAUUUAAAAAGUGUGAGUUGUCAAUCACUCAUGUUGAGAAUCGAAAAGCAUAUUCAUUGAGAGCAGACAGAGAUUUGAGUUUUAAUGAUUUAGUAGCUGUGAAACAAACGAUUGGCAGUGAUGUCGUUUUGAUCAAUUGUCCAAUUCGUUCAGCAGCAAAAGAAAGAGCUUGUUUUUAUUUUGAAUGUGUUUGUACAGAUAAUCGAAAAGAAUCCGAUAAUGUAUUUCUUGGAAUUGCAAUUCGACCAACAACGAUCAUGUCAUCAAACAUGGAUCAACAACACCAGUACAUUCUUUCAGGUUAUUUAGGAAGCACACAUGCGAGUGUGGGUUAUUAUUAUAUUAAUGGUGACUUGUAUUAUGGAGGAUCUAUAAAAAGUCGAUCAUUUGGAUCACCCAUCGAUAUCAAUGACAAAUUGGGAAUUUAUAUUGAUUCACACAAAAUGAAAUUUGCCUUCUUUAAAAAUAGAGAAUUAGUAGGAAGGACACUCGAUCUGUUCUCACUCUUUGGAGAAACAACAAUUUUUCAAUUUGAAAAAGGUGAAAUUGAAUUUUAUCCUGCGUUUUCAAUGCUCUAUGAUAGAGAUUGCAUGCAUGUGAAAUGUAUGGACAUUUGCUCCUUUAAGGGAUGUAAAUGGUUGAAAGAGGCGAUUGAAAUGAUGGAUUAA
Molecule: messenger RNA, 1029 nt
Organism: Naegleria fowleri
Lineage: Eukaryota; Heterolobosea; Eutetramitea; Acrasida; Naegleriidae
Exons: 1
Coding region: 1-1029 (342 amino acids)
Molecular function (GO): protein binding
Source: RefSeq, a predicted model, not a curated record